Silurus meridionalis is the source of this 1264-nucleotide messenger RNA. RefSeq names its product cathepsin O (gene ctso). The record is from RefSeq and is a predicted model, not a curated record. Lineage: Eukaryota; Metazoa; Chordata; Actinopteri; Siluriformes; Siluridae. The coding region runs from base 105 to 1130 and encodes 341 amino acids. The transcript has 9 exons. Gene Ontology annotation, molecular function: cysteine-type endopeptidase activity. Gene Ontology annotation, cellular component: lysosome.
AGUUCGGCGGAAAAUCAGCGCAGUUCAGACCGGAAGCGGAAACGUUUGGGUUUUAAACAAAAUCAUUUUAGCGCAAAAAUUGAUUUCGGUUUCAGCAGCGCAGAAUGAAGAAUAUCGACCAGUUUACUGUUUCAUUAUAUUACAGUUUGUUGUUGUUUAAUGUCGGAGUUUCAGCGAAUUUCUCUGAGGAGCUUCGUGACACAAAAGGACUGUUAUUAGAGCUGUUAAACCAGCUGUUUAAUCAGAGUUCUUACACUGAAGCAGAUUAUUUACAGGCCUGGAUCAAUUUAAAAUCCUCGGUGAAGAGGCAGAUCUUCCUGAAGUCCCACUCAGAGGAGGUGAAGCACACGGCCGUGUACGGAGUGAAUCAGUUCUCCAUCCUCCACGCAACAAGAGACAUUUUAAUGUAUCUUUAUCUCCAGGCUCAUCCUGACCAAGUGUCCACGUACCGAGUUUCCCAACACGAUCACAUCAAAGCAUCGGAUUAUCCCCGCAAGUUUGACUGGAGAGAACAUGGAGCUGUUGGUCCUGUCCACAAUCAGAAAUCGUGUGGAGGCUGCUGGGCGUUCAGCGUGGUCUCUGCAGUCGAGUCGGUGCGAGUGAAAGACGGAGGGAAGUUGGAGGACCUCAGCGUUCAGCAGGUUAUAGACUGUGCAUUUAUGAGUCAUGGAUGUAACGGAGGAUCAGUCGUGAGCACACUGUCCUGGUUAAAACAGAGCAGAGAGAAGUUGGUGAAUCAGACCGAGUACCCGUAUAAAGCUCAGACCGGAAUAUGCCGGAUUUUCCCUCUGGUUCACGGAGGCGUCACGGUGAAGGACUUCGCUGCAUUCGACUUCAGUGGACAGGAGGAGGAGAUGAGCAGGAGGUUGGUGGACUGGGGGCCGUUAGUGGUUUUGGUGGAUGCAGUGAGCUGGCAGGAUUAUCAGGGAGGAAUCAUUCAACACCACUGUUCUGCUGGACACGCUAAUCACGCCGUGCUAAUCACAGGCUACGAUACUACAGGUGAAGUGCCAUUUUGGAUCGUACGUAAUUCGUGGGGAACGGUGUGGGGUGAUGGGGGAUAUGCCUACAUCAAAAUGGGAGAAAACAUGUGUGGUGUGGCGGACAAUGUGGCUGCAGUCUUCAUCUGAUUCUCAUUAAAACAUGAAUCAAUUAUUUUACAUUUUCUGAUUUGUAACAAAAAAUUGUAAAAGAAAUUUUAUAUGUAAAUAUUCAGAGUUUAUAUUUUUAACCAGAUUCCAUAAACUACAUUUACACAAUGUUC